UUGCAUCUCAUCGCCAUGUCCGACGCAGGCGAGGUCACAGUGGCGUCUAACGUCCUAGGUACCAUCGGCACCGUUCUCUGGUGUAUCCAGCUGGUGCCUCAGAUUUGGUACAAUUGGAAACGCAAGAAGACAGAUGGGUUUCCAGCAACUAUGAUGUUUCUUUGGGCAAUCUGCUCCGUUCCUAUGGGUGCAUAUCUGAUUCUGCAGCAAGUGAAUAUCCCGCUGCAGAUCCAGCCUCAGAUAUUUGGCUUUUUUUCCCUGAUUAGUUGGGGUCAGAUAUUGUACUACAAUCAUAACUAUAGCCGGGUCAAGGCAGUCUUGACAUGUGCCGCCACGGUCGUGUUGUUUGGUGGCUUGGAGGCUCUGUUGAUCCUCACUUUGCGAAUUCCAUACAACAACGGCGUGCGAUGGCCGGAUCUCGUUGUUGGAGUCGUCGCAGCCAUCUUACUUAGUGCGGGCUUGUUACCUCCGUAUUUUGAGCUGUGGAAGAGACAUGGGCGCGUGAUCGGGUUCAGUGAGUCUCGGCCAGAUUGGGUGUUCUUGGGCAUUGACACGAUGGGCGGGCUCUUCUCCCUAUUCGCUUUAGCGGCGCAAGGGACCUUUGACAUUCUGGCUGGGGUGUUGUAUAUCAUUGUCGUGGUCCUUGAACUGGGUAUCUAUAUUAGCCACAUCAUCUGGCGUUUCCGAUACCGCCGUCUUCGGAGGGAGGCCAAGGCUGCUGGGAAGAGUAUUGAUGAUCUGUUGGAAUUGCAGAGAAAUAACACGGAAGAAAGGCAGGACCCGGAGAAGGGCCUAGGUGUCGGGAAUGCAGACAAUGGGCAGACAGAAUGA
Messenger RNA from Penicillium riverlandense, 831 nucleotides. Its product is annotated as PQ-loop repeat-containing protein. The record is from RefSeq and is a predicted model, not a curated record. Lineage: Eukaryota; Fungi; Ascomycota; Eurotiomycetes; Eurotiales; Aspergillaceae. The transcript has 8 exons.